This is a messenger RNA of Procambarus clarkii (red swamp crayfish), 738 nucleotides long. RefSeq names its product mucin-22-like. The record is from RefSeq and is a predicted model, not a curated record. NCBI's taxonomy places the organism in Eukaryota, Metazoa, Arthropoda, Malacostraca, Decapoda, Cambaridae.
AUGAAGACUGGCUGGCUAUCCCUAAUUUUGCCUCAGGCACCCGCCUGGACGUCAUUAGAAAAUAUGGUUGGCUGGAUCCGUGGGGUCGCCCAGUCACCAAGUGAAGGAGACUACGGUGUCCAGUCACCAAGUGAAGGAGACUAUGGUGUCCAGUCACCAAGUGAAGGAGACUACGGUGUCCAGUCACCAAGUGAAGGAGACUACGGUGUCCAGUCACCAAGUGAAGGAGACUAUGGUGUCCAGUCACCAAGUGAAGGAGACUAUGGUGUCCAGUCACCAAGUGAAGGAGACUACGGUGUCCAGUCACCAAGUGAAGGAGACUAUGGUGUCCAGUCACCAAGUGAAGGAGACUACGGUGUCCAGUCACCAAGUGAAGGAGACUACGGUGUCCAGUCACCAAGUGAAGGAGACUACGGUGUCCAGUCACCAAGUGAAGGAGACUAUGGUGUCCAGUCACCAAGUGAAGGAGACUAUGGUGUCCAGUCACCAAGUGAAGGAGACUAUGGUGUCCAGUCACCAAGUGAAGGAGACUAUGGUGUCCAGUCACCAAGUGAAGGAGACUAUGGUGUCCAGUCACCAAGUGAAGGAGACUAUGGUGUCCAGUCACCAAGUGAAGGAGACUACGGUGUCCAGUCACCAAGUGAAGGAGACUAUGGUGUCCAGUCACCAAGUGAAGGAGACUACGGGGUCCAGUCACCAAGUGAAGGAGACUACGGUGUCCAGUCACCAAGUGACUGA